AUGGAUAACUUCACAAAUAUUUGUGAAGCCACAAGUCAAUCACAUGAUCUGGAUAACUACAAGCCAACACACAGAAAAGGAAAAAAGCUUUUGGCUGAGAAGAAGAGGAGAGCCCGAAUCAAUAACUGCCUACUGCAGAUCAGAAAUAUUGUAUGCGAGGGAGCAGAUGACAAGGACACAGAUCUCGAAAAGAUGGAGAAGGCGGAGAUCUUAGAGAAAACGCUGGAGGUAUUAACUCGACUACGGCACGAUUACAGAUCUCCGAGCAGCAGCAGUUCCUACUCAACACGGAAGGCUAUGGCAGUGAGGUAUGCCUCUGGAUUUAGUUCCUGUGCAGAAGAGUCAAUCAGAUAUAUUCAAAAUUCUCAUCUGGUUCCUACCGAGGUCAAAGUUCAACUUCAGACCCACUUGCGAGCGAUAGCACGGAGAAUGGAGGCGGGUUUGCAAGAUGAAAGUACAGAGGUUAAUUAUACCCAAAGUUACCCAACUUCACCGUCGUUAUCAUCCCCAUCCUCCUCCAUGAUGUCUGGGCGACUGACAACGGUCGUAGAGUCAAGAGAAGAAAUGUACAAAACAGACAUUAGUAGAAGUCAAAUAUCGGAAAUUGGAACCUACACUCCUUCACCGAUCCACUUCUCGACUCCAAUUUCUCAACCAUACGUGCCAGUGUCUAGCACAGUUACCAGGCCAAAUCAAGAAGAAUUCGUUUCCCCAACACCACAGACAUUUAUGAAAUCUGACUGUGGUCAGAAAGAAUCCAAACAGGCACAGUAUAUUUCAAGAGAAUUUUUUUCUCAAAUACCACAGACAUUUAUGAAAUCUGACUUUGGUCAGAAAGAAUCCAAACAGGCACAGUAUAUUUCAAGAGAAUUCAUUUCUCCAACACCACAGACAUUUAUGAAAUCUGAUUUUGGUCCGAAAGAAUCCAAACAGGCAGAGUAUAUUUCAAGAGAAUUUAUUUCUCAAACACCACAGACAUUUAGGAAAUCUGAUUUUGGUCAGAAAGAAUCCAAACAGGCACCGUAUAUUUCAAGUAACAUUGUUAAUUUCAAAUCACACGACAUUUGCCUCAAUGAAGAAGUACAUUCCUCGUACACAGUACCAACGUACGGCCAUCCAGAAGUGUCAUCCACAGGAAGUGAGACGGACAACCAUUACAGCACCAAUUUAUUAUCACCCAACUCAUCCUACUCUUUUUCCAACCCAUCCAUGAAUGAAACAGAACUCUCCGGAAAUGCCCCAAUAAUUUUAUACCCUGCCCCUGUUCUCCAAAGUACAUCCCUCCUCUCCGACCAACCAGUUUUCAGUUACGUCUACGAGUCGUAUCCAUCUUGUAGCAUGCCUAGUAUUCUAGUUCAGCCCGUGACGUACAUGUCGACUCCGGUACGGCAAACAACUGACGCACACAAGCAGCCGAGCACGCCCAACAAUGCUCUCGAUCUUUGUGUCAAGAGAAGCCAGGUACACCAGAUUUCUCCAGAGACAAUGUGGCGGCCCUGGUAG
Molecule: messenger RNA, 1503 nt
Organism: Candidula unifasciata
Lineage: Eukaryota; Metazoa; Mollusca; Gastropoda; Stylommatophora; Geomitridae
Source: the annotation of a GenBank genome assembly